Molecule: messenger RNA, 2945 nt
Organism: Medioppia subpectinata
Lineage: Eukaryota; Metazoa; Arthropoda; Arachnida; Sarcoptiformes; Oppiidae
Source: the annotation of a GenBank genome assembly
AUAUGACGGCUAAAAUUGCUGACAGAAAUAAUAACGAAAUGAUGUUAAGGGGUUCGACGCCUCCGAGUAUUAAAGAGAAAUGUUAUGAUUUAUGUCGUGACUAUUUGGGAGGCGUUUGGCUUAACGUAACCGUCGAUGACAUCGAAGUGAAGCGUCUGAGCGGUGGUCUCACUAAUCAGUCCUAUUAUUGCGCUCUCAAUGAAGACAAGAGACACGACAUCAGCGAAGAUAUACCACAAGAAAUUAUGAAGUACUAUAAGCACAAAUGGUUUGAAAUGAAUGAUCAAAAGAAUCCAAUUCUGAUCCAAGAAUUGGCCCAAAAGUUGGCGAGAAUUCACUCAACUGUUGUUCCCAUAAAAAAGACCGAGAAUUGGAUUUUUAAGUAUUUUGACGACUCGUAUAACAAGGCGUACAAACUGUUUGAUAUCAACGCUCUCAUCAAUGAAUGCAAUUGCAAGACAUUGAAAACACAUGAUUUGAAGCAAGAGUUAGAGUGGAUGAAAGACUUGAUUAUCAAAACAGAUUCUCCGAUGACUUUCAGUCACUUAGACUUUAGAGGAUGUAAUGUUAUGAUCACAGAAACUGAUGGUAUAGUCAUCUGUGACUUUGAGUACGGAUGCUAUGGCUGCCGAGGCUUUGAUUUUGGGUCACUAUUUGGCGAAUGGGGCCGAAAAUGGGGCGAUUUUAUGACUUACGUUGAGUUUCCCGACGACAACACUAUCCGUCCGUUUAUUGAGUUCUAUAUUAAAGAGUCGACGAAAAUAGUGGGCGAAAAGGGUUCGACGCCUCCGAGUAUUAAAGAGAAAUGUUAUGAUUUAUGUCGCGACUAUUUGGGAGGCGUUUGGCUUAACGUAACCGUCGAUGACAUCGAAGUGAAGCGUCUGAGCGGUGGUCUCACUAAUCAGUCCUAUUAUUGCGCUCUCAAUGAACGCCAGAGAAACGACAGCAGCGAAGAUAAACCACAAGAAGUUCUCAUUAGAUUAUAUCAAGAAAAGCAUUUUAAUAAUUCAGAAAAUGAAAGAUUUAACGACACUAUUAUUUCUACGAUUAUGUUUGAAAAUGGUUUGGGACCCAAAGUCAUGUUCUUCAUUAAAUUAAAGCACAAAUGGUUUGAAUUGAAUGAUCAAAAGAAUCCAAUUCUGGUCCAAGAAUUGGCCCAAAAGUUGGCAAAAAUUCACUUAACUGUUGUCCCCAUAAAAAAGACUGAGAAUUGGAUUUUUAAAUAUUUUGACGAUUCGUAUAACAAGGCAUACAAACUGUUUGAUAUCAACGCUCUUAUCGAUGAAUGCAAUUGUGAAACAUUGAAAACACAUGAUUUGAAACAAGAGUUAGAGUGGAUGAAAGACUUGAUUAUCAAAACCGAUUCUCCGGUGACUUUUACUCACUUAGACUUUAGAGGAUCUAAUAUUAUGAUCACAGAAACUGAUGGUAUAGUCAUCUGUGACUUUGAGUACGUCUGUUAUGGCUGCCGGGGCUUUGAUUUGGGGGCACUAUUUGCCGAAUGGGGCCGAAAAUGUGGCGAAUAUAUGGCUUACGUUGAGUUUCCCGACGAUAACACUAUCCGUCCGUUUAUUGAGUCCUAUAUCGAGGAGUCGAUCGAUAUAUUUGAGGAAAAGUUUACAAACGAUACACGAAAUACAUUUCAACACAUUUUGAAAGAGACAAAAAAACCACUCGAACUACAUCACUGCAGUAAAUUUCGCAAUUCCCACUUAGAAUCUAAGGUGUGUUUCACUAUGUGGUCAAAUUUACUAUUAAUUAUAAUGGUGGGAUUAUUGGUGCACGAGUCGACUGCGGGACCCUUUACUUAUGGCGCCUGUCAGACCGCAUGUAACGCUGGUUGGGUAUUGUGCUGCUCGAUCGGCGGUGGUGUAGCCGGUACGUAUACGGUGGUAGGCGCGGCAGCGGUCUUGGCUGAGUGUAGCAAAAUUCAGGGCGCAUGUAUGGCAGCCCUUAUCCGACAACUUUCAUGCGAUUCCGCAAUUUUUAAGCUGCAGAGGGGCUCAACGCCCGACUCUAUACAAGACAGUUGUUUUCUAUUAUGUCGUGAAUAUUUGGGAGGCGUUUGGCUUAACGUAACCGUCGGUGACAUCGAAGUGAAGCGACUGAGCGGUGGUCUCACUAAUCAGUUAUACUAUUGCGCUGUCAAUGAAGACAAGAGAACUAUUAAUGAUAAUGUGCCCCAAGAAGUGGCAAUUCUAUUGUAUCAGAACAAACAUUUCAAUCAUUCAGAUAUUAAUGGCAUCGAGAGACUAACGGAUGUGAUUAUUGCACAGUCAAUGUCUGACAAGGGUUUGGGACCCAAAAUAUAUGGACUCUUUGCAAGCGGACAAAUCCUCAAGUAUUACAAACACAGAAGUUUCCGAGUAGACGAACAAAAGAACCCAAAACUGGUCCGAGAAUUAGCACAAAAGUUGGCUCGACUUCACUCAACAUCGGUUCCCAUAAAGAAGUUCUCGAAUUGGAUUCCAAACUAUUUCGACGAGUAUUACUCCGAAGCGAACUCACGGUUUGAAUUGCAAACACUUUACGAAGAAUGCAAUUGUGAGACAUUUAAGACACACGACUUGGACACAGAGUUAGAGUGGCUCAAGAAGUUGAUCGUCGAAACUGAUUCUCCGGUGAUGUUUACUCACGUCGAUCUCAGGGGCUCUAACAUUAUGGUCACCGAAACGGAUGGUAUAGUUUUGUGUGAUUUUGAGUACUCGUGCAAUGAUUACCGGGGCUUUGAUUUUGGCACACUAUUUACGGAGUGGGACGUCGGUUAUGAGUGGGGUGUCGGAGGGUUUACCGAUGACAACAAUAUUAUACCAUUCAUUGAGUCCUAUAUCGAGGAGUCGGUGAAGAUUGUCGGCCAAGACUUUGCCAGAGAUGAGAGAAAUUCAUUGAAACAUAUUAUGAAAGAAGUGAAAGUGACCACUGAAAACAUUUAUAAGAACGGGCUC